AUGCUGACACAAGAUACCUUACAAACCAAAUUACAAGCACAGAUUCCAGAGUUUUAUCAGGCUAUUAUCACAGACACAUCUAAUGGAUGUGGACAAUCAUUCGAUGUUGUUGUAGUCAGUGACGCUUUUCUGGGGAAAAACAAGAUAGCUCGUUGCAGAAUGGUGAACAAGGCGCUCUCUGAUGAGGUUGCACAAAUACAUGCAUUCAGUUCAAAAUGCUACACCGUUGAUGAAUGGAAACAACUUUUGAGUAAUUAG
This is a messenger RNA of Kluyveromyces marxianus DMKU3-1042, 258 nucleotides long. RefSeq names its product Bol2p (gene BOL2). Gene Ontology annotation, biological process: intracellular iron ion homeostasis. Gene Ontology annotation, molecular function: 2 iron, 2 sulfur cluster binding. The record is from RefSeq and is a predicted model, not a curated record. Gene Ontology annotation, cellular component: nucleus; cytosol. Lineage: Eukaryota; Fungi; Ascomycota; Saccharomycetes; Saccharomycetales; Saccharomycetaceae. Bases 1 to 258 code for a protein of 85 amino acids. The transcript has a single exon.